AUGAAUUUACAAAGUUCAAUUGUUCACGAAAUUGAUACACGACAAAGUACAGCAUUGACUGUAUUCGAUGGAUCUCGAGAAGAUGAAAGUAAAUUAGCAAAACAAUUUUGGAACUCAGUGGUACUCAUACCACCUGUUGAAUCAACACUUGUUUGUAAAGAAAUUAAACAACGUACAAAAAGUCGAACAUUGAAUGAUGGAACAAUAAAACCAAGAUUUUCAACUACAAUUGUUAAGACUAAAAACGAAAAAUCAAUGAAAGAUAAAAUGCACGAUGAAACAGCUGCAUAUCAAAAUGUUGAAGAUGAAGCUAAACGAAUAAAAGCUGUUGAAAAACGACAACAACAAGUACGACAACUAUUUUGUAAACAAGCCAAAGCUAAUCGAACUAAGAAAGAGCAAUGGAUUAUUCCUCAAUUUGGUAACUAUAUUAGUAAUAUUCAUCAUCAAAGAACAACCAUGGCUCUUCAGGAUGAAACAGAUGAGAAAGAUUUUGAUGACGAUGAACGACAAUUAGUUUGUUCUUUACCAGAUUAA
Messenger RNA from Rotaria sp. Silwood2, 537 nucleotides. Lineage: Eukaryota; Metazoa; Rotifera; Eurotatoria; Philodinida; Philodinidae. The record is from the annotation of a GenBank genome assembly.